AUGAUGGAAUCCAUCGUCCCUCGCGAAAGUCGUGCAGGUUCCGGAUCAAGCUCUACCAGCAUUGCGAAAGUGGAUGAUCCUGAACAUGUUCGUGAGGUAGAGACCGGAUGGGUGAAAGAGGAGUUGGACUCGGGAGAGAUAGUGGCGAUACGGGAUCCGGAUGAUUUCCCAGAUGGUGGGAUACAGGCUUGGUCGGUUUGCGUGGGGGUAUCACACAAUACAGAUAUCCUAGCGAAUCUGAUCUCCAACUAUCAGGCUUUUCAGAUAUAUUAUGAGACUGUCCUACUCAAAGGAACCUCAGCCUCAGUCAUCGCGUGGAUUGGGUCUCUACAGGCCUGCCUAACCUUCUUGGUCGCCGUUUUCGCUGGUCGCCUCUUCGACAUCGGAUGGUUCAAGGUCCCCAUCCUCGCUGCUAGUCUCCUUCUGGUUGUAGCCACAAUUCUUGUCGGAGAGUGCACGGAAUACUGGCAACUAUUUCUAUGUCAGGGUCUUGCUACGGGAAUUGCUACAGGAGCGAUAUUUGGCCCCGUCAUGGCUGUCCUAUCGCAUUGGUUCAAGCGCAGACGUGCCACUGCACUCGGUGUCCUCGCGUUCGGAUCGUCCAUCGGAGGAACUAUUCUUCCCAUCGAAUUUCGCGAUCUUGAAGUCAAAAUUGGGUUCAAAUGGACUAUGCGAGCAUUCGCCCUGAUCCUCUUGUUCUUCAUGACAAUCGGCAACCUCUUGGUUAGGCGGCGUUUGCCUCCUGUUAAAGUUCAAGGAGGAAUGUUCAAUCCAAGCGUCUUCAAGUCUCCCGCUUUCUGCAUGUACACGGCGUCAAGCUUCGUGGCGUUCCUUGGACUCUUCACCGUGCUCACUUAUAUUGGUGUAAGCAGUCCAGAGCAAGGCGCGAGUGAGAACAUGGCAUUCUACUUAGUCUCCAUAGCUAACGGUGCUGGUGGUAUUGGGCGACUUGUGUUCGGUGUUCUGGGCGACCACUGGGGUCCUAUGAAUGCCAUGGUACCACUGACGAUUCUGACCGCGAUCACAACAUAUGCGUGGCCCUUCGUCUUCGGCCAACCCUCACUCAUUGCUAUUACUGUAUUUUACGGUAUUGGCUCACAAGCCUAUAUCGGCCUCCUUCCCACUGCCAUGAUCAAUUUUGGCGAGACCGCGGACGUAGGUCGGCGUAUGGGCCUGUACAUGUCUCUCAUCGCAUGCAGUACUGUGGUUGGUCCGCCAAUUUCGGGCGCUAUUCUUGAAGACAGCGGCAAGUUCGAUGGGGUUGGGGCUUGGGCAGGUUCAAUGAUAGUGCUGGCGUUGCUUCUUUUACUAAUCACGAGAUACCUCGUGCUUGGUAGGUUUUGGGGGAAGAUUUAA
This is a messenger RNA of Stereum hirsutum FP-91666 SS1, 1356 nucleotides long. Its product is annotated as MFS general substrate transporter. Gene Ontology annotation, biological process: transmembrane transport. Gene Ontology annotation, cellular component: fungal-type vacuole membrane. The record is from RefSeq and is a predicted model, not a curated record. The transcript has 11 exons. Gene Ontology annotation, molecular function: transmembrane transporter activity. NCBI's taxonomy places the organism in Eukaryota, Fungi, Basidiomycota, Agaricomycetes, Russulales, Stereaceae. Bases 1 to 1356 code for a protein of 451 amino acids.